AUCCCGUCCGUUGCUGCUGGUUCACCACUUUCUGCCCGCCCGUUCUGUUCCUGCCGCUGCAAAGCAUUGUUUGGCAUUGUUGGUGACCAGCCAUUAUUGGGAUUGGGAUUCGACCUUUUCCUUUCUGAUCUAGAGCCAAGGUAAGGUACCUAAUCUGGUCUCGUCUCGAUAAGGACGUGUACAGACAGAUACGGAUACCUCCCUCACCUCACCUUGGGUAAUGGAAGGUAAGGUACUCAACGUGGUCGUGUGUGCUUGGGCAAGUGCCAAGUAUCAGAGGUACCUCUUUCCAAAGGCUGACUUUGACUCGAACGCGGACCUGUCCCCUUCCUCUUGUUGCUCAUUGCGUUGCUCCCUCGGAUACUUGGGACGCAAGCCCGCCAAAACAAUCCCUGCUCACCAUCACCUCACACAAACGCAAGACGCACCCACGCACCGCCAUGUACCUCGUCCGCACCACGCACCACGCACCGCGCACUACAUACGCACAGCACACCGUUCGUUCCUUCCUCCCACUCCCUUGCCGAUUCCCGCUGGAGAGAAUCCGACGUACACUAGCAACAAGCAAAAGAAGGAACAGAGAGAACCAUGGUCUAUGGAAAAAAUACUUGAAAAAAAAAUACUAAUUCCACCUCACCAAAAACUCACACACCCUGCUGGUGGCCCGUCUCCGUGCUCCUCAACUACUUACGAUACCCGACCUCCGUCCUUCUUCUCCUCCGACCCUCGCUCACUCUCACUCGACUCUCUCUCGCUUUUCCUCUCCUUCCCUCCUUCUUCUCACCCUCUUGCUGCUCUUGAGAAGCUUCCUUUUCUCUCUCUCUCUAACCCCCACGCCAAUCCCUUUUCUCAUCAAAGGAUCUCUCCUCCGUCAGCUCGACAAAAAAAGAAGCUGGACUUUGCCGUUGUGCGCCGCUGCUUGAUCCAUCAGUACCUACCCAUACCAGGUUAGACAGUCAACAGCAUCACCGCCAGGUCAGUUACC
This is a messenger RNA of Colletotrichum acutatum, 985 nucleotides long. RefSeq lists its product as uncharacterized. Lineage: Eukaryota; Fungi; Ascomycota; Sordariomycetes; Glomerellales; Glomerellaceae. The coding region runs from base 221 to 952 and encodes 243 amino acids. The transcript has a single exon. The record is from RefSeq and is a predicted model, not a curated record.